Lactuca virosa is the source of this 480-nucleotide messenger RNA. The record is from the annotation of a GenBank genome assembly. Lineage: Eukaryota; Viridiplantae; Streptophyta; Magnoliopsida; Asterales; Asteraceae.
AUGACUAAUGAGGAAGCAUUUGCUUCGGGAAGCUCUUCUGCUCCACCACCUCCAGAGCACGAUGUUGCAUCUGUUAAACUAGACAAGUUACUUGCUUUUCAAUAUUCCAUUUCUCAAUCCAAAGGGAAAGGAAUUUCUAUUGGCUCCAGGAAAGGAGGUGAUGAAGACUCACAUCACACCAUCUCUGAGCUUAAACAAGAGAUUAUGUUUUUGAAACAAGAGUCCAUUGAGAAGGACUUACUGAUUGGUAGUCUGGAUGUGCGAGUUUCUAAUCUUGAACAGGAGAACUCUUUUCAAGAUGCGAAGAUUUCAGAGCUUCAAGCAAAUCUUGGUGGUAUAACUGCUUUAUUCUUUGACUUGAAACAUCGCUUACAUCAGAAGUUUGGUGAUGAUUUUCAACCUUUAAGCACUGAAGGUGAAAAGAUUUCUGCUUCUAGUUCUGAUCCAGUCGAUCCACCUUCUCGACAUGCAAGUGAAUGA